AUGUCACAACCCAAAGUCCUAAUAGCAGGAGCAGGCCUCGGCGGUCUCUGUCUAGCUCAAGGUCUCAAAAAAGCCGGCAUAGAUUUCCACGUCUACGAGCGAGACCAAGCAUCAGAUUACAGACUGCAAGGCUAUCGAAUCCGGAUUCAUUCCGAAGGAACUGAUGCUCUCCAACAAUGUCUACCCGAUGACAUCUAUCAACUAUUUGAAGACACCUGCGCCGAAAUGCGUCUAGGACCCGGCUCCCAAGCAGAUCCUCUAACCGGCGACAUCCUCCCUCCUCAACCCCAACAACUUGGCAAAGGACCUCCUCCCAUGUUUCGAAAUGCUCGUACAGUUGAUCGUCGCGUCUUCCGCGAUGUUCUCUUAACGGGAUUGGAAAAUCACGUUUCCUUCGGAAAAGAAUUCUCCCAUUACAGCACAAACAACAGCGACGCGAUAACCAUCACCUUUUCCGACCGCACCUCCGCAGCCGGUACUCUCCUCAUCGGCGCCGAUGGCGUUCACUCCCGCGUUAGGAAACAAUUCCUCCCAUCCCACAUCCCCCUCGACACAGGCGGUCGUAUCAUCUACGGCAAAACACCUCUCUCCGCCGAUCUCACAUCUACAUUCCCACCCGAAAUGCUCAAAAGCAUCAACCCCACCCUCACCCUCCUCGGCGACGCCGCUCACGCCAUGCCUCCGACUGGCGCAUCAGGUUGCGUCACCGCGCUGCGGGAUGCGGGAAAUCUCGUGCGGUUACUAGUGGAAAGGGGUGUGAAAGAUGGAAUCAAAAUCUAUGAAGAAGAGAUGAGGGAAUAUGGGAGUGCGACGAUUGAGAGGAGUUUGGAAGCCGCGGUUAAGAUGUUUGGGUUUAAGGCGAGAGAGGAGUGGAAAAAUGUGGAGUAG
Molecule: messenger RNA, 888 nt
Organism: Botrytis fragariae
Lineage: Eukaryota; Fungi; Ascomycota; Leotiomycetes; Helotiales; Sclerotiniaceae
Product: putative cercosporin toxin biosynthesis protein
Exons: 2
Coding region: 1-888 (295 amino acids)
Molecular function (GO): FAD binding
Source: RefSeq, a predicted model, not a curated record